This is a messenger RNA of Eimeria necatrix, 2736 nucleotides long. RefSeq lists its product as hypothetical. Gene Ontology annotation, cellular component: nucleus; cytosol. Gene Ontology annotation, molecular function: pantothenate kinase activity; ATP binding. The transcript is spliced from 9 exons. Bases 1 to 2736 code for a protein of 911 amino acids. The record is from RefSeq and is a predicted model, not a curated record. NCBI's taxonomy places the organism in Eukaryota, Apicomplexa, Conoidasida, Eucoccidiorida, Eimeriidae. Gene Ontology annotation, biological process: coenzyme A biosynthetic process.
AUGGGAAACGCAGUUGGAGUGGAUGCGACGGCAAACUUUCUGCGCGUUGUUUUCCUUCUAACUCCCCCUGCUGCUGCUGCUGCUGCUCCUGCAGCAGCAGCAGCAGCAGCAGCAGCAGCAGCAGCAAACGGCUGCUGCUGCCACGGGGACACAGCAGCAAUUGUGCGGCUGCUGCUCUCCAGGAAGCUGCCAGCAGUCGAGCUGAAGCACAUAAGUGCUGCUAACCAUGAGUCUGUGGUAGAUUUGCUGCAGCAGCAGCAGCAGCAGCAGCAGCAGCAGCAGCAGCAGCAGCAGCGGCAGCAGCAGCAGCGGCAGCAGCAGCAGCAGCAGCGAGACCCGCAGGCUGCAGGUGACGUGUCUUCCGCUGCUGCUGAACCCGACGCCAGUGAGCGCAGCAGCAGCAGCAGCAGCAGCAGCAGCAGCAGCAGCAGCAGCAGUGAGCUAGCUGUUUCUGUUGGAAUUUAUUUUUGGGGGCUCUUUUGGAAAGAUGCAGAGGCAGCAAUAGACCUCCUGCUGCCGCUGCUGCCAGCAAAGCUGCAUGUGGCUCUGACCGGCAACGGGGCCUUCAACCUCAAGUGUUUGCUGCACCAGCAGGUGCAGCGCCACACGCAGCAGCAGCAGCAGCAGCAGCAGCAGCAGCAGCAGCAGCAGCAGCAGCAGCAGCAGCAAUGUCUGCAGCUGGAGUUUUCGUUUCAGCGCGAGAGCCUUUGCCUCAUUGGGGCCCUUCACUUCCUCAGGCAGUCUCUCCCCUCGACCCUCUUCAAGUAUACCGGCAGUGGCCAGCCGCUGGCGGCGUCCGACGCUCCCAAGAGCGCCCUUGUGGAGCGGCCUGUGAGCGCUGAGGACAGCGAGAGCCUCUACCCUUAUCUUCUUUUGAAUUUAAAAGCUGGGGUUUCUUUCCACAAGGUUUUAUCCUUUUCCUUUGCAUGCGAAGCCCAGCAGCAGCAGCAGCAGCAGCAGCAGCAGCAGCAGCAGCAGCAGCAGCAGCAGCAGCAGGGGUGGUGCGGCUGGUGGGACUGCAGCGGCAGCGUCUCUUCUUUGCCCCCAAACCUGCAGCGGAUAUCAGAGCGCAUUGGCAGCAGCACAAUAGGGGGGGGCACUUUCAUGGGACUCUGCAGGCUGCUGCUGUCGUCCCCCUCUUCGCUUCCUGCUGCUUAUGUGUCUCUUGCUGAAAAAGGAGACAACAGAAAAGUGGACAUGCUCGUUAAAGACAUUUACGGAGGCAACUACGCAGCCAUCGGGCUGAAGGGAGACACCAUUGCGUCGACGUUUGGCAAGAUGCAGCAUGCAAAGCUCAGGCAGCACAGAAGCCACUGCUGCAGCAGCAGCAGCAUAGUCUCUCCUGCUGCUGCUGCUGCUGCUGCUGCAGCACCCGCUACUGCUGCAGCAUCCCCUGCUGCUGCAUCACCUGCUGCUGCUGCAUCUCCCGCUGCAGCUGCUGCACCCGCUGCUGCUGCUUCACCCUCGGCAGCUGCUUCUCCCGCUGCUGCUGCAUCACCCGCUGCUGCUGCAUCACCCGCUGCAGCUGCUGCACCCGCUGCUGCUGCUGCACCCGCUGCUGCUGCUGCACCCGCUGCUGCUGCACCCGCUGCAGCAGCUGCACCCGCUGCUGCUGCAACAGUAGCAGAGGCUUUAGAGGGGACUGCAGCAACAGCAGCAGCAGCUGAGGAGACAGUGGAAGACGCGGCAGCUAAGAGCCAGCCAACGUCGAAGCUGCUGGACUGCAGCAGCAGCAGCAGCAGCAGCAGCAGCAGCAGCAGCAGCAGAGGUGUAGACAGCGUUGCAGCCGGGUGUCCAGCAGCAGUAGCGGCAGAAUGCUCUUGCAGCAGCAGGAGCUGCUGCUGCUGCUGCUGCUGCACAAACGACGGAGACUGCUGCUGCUGCAGCAGCAGCAACUGCGAUGAGUUCAGCGACUGCAGCAGCUUGUUAGACCACCCGACGCACAUAGAGUUUAUGUGCAGCGACGAGGAAGCAGCAAGAGACGAGAGCUGCUGCUGCUGCUGCUGCAGCAGCAGCAGCAGCGGCGGCAGCAGCAGCAGCGGCGGCAGCAGCACAAACAGCUCCGGCUCCAAUCCUGGUGAACCCGCUCAAGGCAAAGACAAGGAAGCCAGCAGCAGCAGCAGCAGCAGCAGCAGCAGCAGCAGCAACAGCAGCAGCAGCAUCGUUGCGUUCAAGGGCGAGGAUUUCUACGACCAACCGUCGGAAGCAGACGCAGUGCGGUCGCUGCUGGCGAUGAUGAGCUUCAACUUGGCGCAGCAGUCUUUCCUGCAUGCUGUGCUGCACGGCCUCAACAAGAUCGUGAUGGUGGGGUUUCUGGAGGCCCCUUGCUUCUUGGCUUCGCUGCAGCACUUUGUGAACUUUUGGUCCAGCAACUCUUGCACAAUAAUGUUCUGUCGGCCCCCUUUGUCUGCUGCUGCUGCUGCUGCUGCAGCUGCUGCUGCUGCUGCUGCUGCUGCUGCUCCCCCCGCUUGCGUUCAACUUGCUGUUCCGGUGGAGCCAGCAGCAGCGCCAGCGCCGCCCGCUGCUGGCGACGAAGCAGCAGCUGCUGCUGCGAAGCAGCAGCAGCUGCUGCUCAGCGACGCAGGCCUUGACGUGAGCAGCAGCAGCAGCAGCAGCAGCAGCAGCAGCAGCAGCAGCAGCGGCAGCAGCACAACAGGAGGCAGCACUGGCAUCGCGAGCAAGGGCAGCAGCAGCGAUGUCAAGAGCAGCAGCAACACCAGCAGCAGCAGCAAGUAG